AUGGACAUCGAUCCACGACUCCGCCUGGACGGGCGACACCCCCAGAGUCCUCAUCGCCCUCACUACCCAUCGGAUACGCGACCUCCGCCGCCGACCACAACCGCACCGACUGCGACACCAACGGCGACGGGGGACUACACAUCGCCGGCUUUGACCACCGGUAGCACCAGCCCGGGCACCAAUAGUGGCGUCGGACCUAGUCCCCACGAAUACCCCGAUCCUCCUGCACACACUCCUUUCCAUCCCCAUCACCCCGCGGACAAUGAAAACGACAAUGACGACCCCUACUCCGACCUUAAACGGCCGCGCGCAUGCGAAGCUUGUCGCCAUCUGAAGGUCCGCUGUGAGCCGGAUCCGAAUAGUCAUGAUGGAACUUGUAGGCGAUGCGCGAAGACGGGGAGGCAGUGUGUGGUUACGGUGCCGACGAGGAAACGUCAGAAGAAGACGGAUAGUCGGGUUGCGGAGUUGGAGAAGAAGAUUGAUGCAUUGACCGCGCGAUUGCAGCCGGGCUCGUCUACAACCGGGUCGGGGAUAGCAACAGGAGGCCAGGGCCAGCAGGCUGGUGGUGCUGCGCGGAGGUGGCUUGGGGCAAGGCAGGAUGUGCAUCCAUCGUCGCCUCUAGCUAGUGGAGUGGGAUUGGGCCUGUCCGGCGUCAAGAGACGGUUCAGUGGAGAGGUGAAGGAAGACAGAUCUUCUGGAUACCCGAGUCCUGCGGCUAGGCCGUCGCGUUGGGCUGGAUUCGGUGAAGCACCUAUCAGCAGCAGCUUCGUUGAUGUUAUCGACAAGGGAUUUGUUUCUGUUGAAAUGGCUGCAGAGGCGUUCGACCGGUACAUGAACGAUAUGGUACAGUAUCUUCCGAUUGUCGUGUUUCCCCCAGGCACUCAGAUGCACGAGAUCAGACGGAUCAAGCCUAUUCUCUUCCACGCGAUUGUCGCCGUAUCCAUCGGGGUUAUCCAGCCCGAUAUCCAACCACACCUGAUUGAGGACUUUUACAAGAUCAUCGCAGAGCGCGUGGUCGUCAAAGGUGAAAAGUCACUCGACCUGGUCCAGGCUCUCAUUGUCUCUACGGUCUGGUACAUCCCCCCCGACCAUUUCGAGGAGCUCAAGUUCUACCAGCUCACGCACAUGGCUGUCACCCUCGCAAUGGACAUCGGGAUGGUCCGCUGGACAAAAACUGCCAAGAGACCCUUUAAUCUCAUGAGAGAUGUCAUCGGGAAGAAAGCGUUUUUCUUAGACCCGGAUUCGCCGGAAACAAGGAGGACUUGGUUAGGCCUUUAUUAUCUUUCAGUGCAGGUAGCAGCCGCCUUACGACGCAUCCCUCUUGUCCGCUGGCAUUCGUAUAUGGAUGAAUGCGUCGAGAUCCUGGAGACAUCUCCUGAUGCGUUACCGUCCGACAAGGCAUUGGUUCAGUGGGUGAAGCUUGCGCGGAUCAUGGAGGACGUUUGCUUUCACUUCGUCAGUGAUGAACAGGAUUUAAAUGCUACAUGCACUGAGCCAAAAACUCAAUAUACGUUGAAGGUGUUUGAGAAGCAAUUGGAGCAGUGGAGGAAAGAUACGCCUCCUGAGCAUUAUUCUGUAAUCAUGAAACAAACCGACUACCUGUUAAACAUUUAUAUCCACGAACCAACCAUGCACAUCAAUUGCAACGGCAAUGAAUAUAAGUCUCCCGAAAAUGAGUAUCAAAGUACGACAAUUAACACAGCCUAUAUCAACGCCCUAAGCACCUGCCUCACCUGCACCCACCGCGCCUUGGAUGUCAUCCUAUCAAUACCCCCGCCCAGUAUCCUCUUCCUACCAACCUACGUCCUCGCUCGUGCAUCAUAUGCAAUGGUCGCGCUGAUCAGACUCUACGCCAUCGUGAGCGCUCCCGACUCUCAGAUUGGGCAGGUCAUUGAUCCACCCAGUCUGAAGAUCGAUCAUUACUUAGGUCGAGUGGUGGAACACUACAAGGCUGCGGGGGAACAUGUGGGCGGGCGCUCACCAGGGAAGUUUUCGGUUGUCCUGGGUAUGCUUCGAAACUGGUUUGUCAAGCAGAGAGACCAGUCACCAAGUUUGAAGGAUGCACUCGAUGGAAGGGGGAGAUCAGCUUCCACAUCCGCCAACAACAUGGCCGAGGGUGGACAGGAGGAGACCAACCGAAUGGGCCCAACUCCACUACACCUCCUAAGUGAAGUCGCCAUGGGCGAGCCAAAAACCCGACAAGGCUCGAAUCCAACCCACCUCUCCCCCUUCCCGUCGCGGACAUCCGGAUACUACACAUCAACACCGCACCCAGCCUCCAUCGACUCCCUUGUCUCCCAAACCCUACCCCCCUCAACCUCAACAAUGGACCAGCAACAACAGCAACAACAGCCAUGGGCGCAAUACCCCCAAAUGCAAUCAACAUACCCCGAUCCCAGCGCCGCCCCGAUAGCCACAACCACGGCCGCGGGGUAUAUCCCUGAGUUAGGCCUGCCGGUUGGCGUGGGUUUUGAGUCGGAGAAUCUGUUUACGUUGGGGGAUAUGCUUGGAGAUGGUUUUUUUAAUUUUCCAUUUACGGUUGAUGGGAAUAUGGGGCAGGGUUGGUAA
Aspergillus chevalieri is the source of this 2568-nucleotide messenger RNA. RefSeq names its product putative C6 transcription factor (War1). Gene Ontology annotation, biological process: regulation of DNA-templated transcription; DNA-templated transcription. Gene Ontology annotation, cellular component: nucleus. Lineage: Eukaryota; Fungi; Ascomycota; Eurotiomycetes; Eurotiales; Aspergillaceae. The transcript has 2 exons. Gene Ontology annotation, molecular function: DNA-binding transcription factor activity, RNA polymerase II-specific; zinc ion binding; transcription cis-regulatory region binding. The record is from RefSeq and is a predicted model, not a curated record. Bases 1 to 2568 code for a protein of 855 amino acids.